Molecule: messenger RNA, 852 nt
Organism: Tremella mesenterica DSM 1558
Lineage: Eukaryota; Fungi; Basidiomycota; Tremellomycetes; Tremellales; Tremellaceae
Exons: 6
Coding region: 1-852 (283 amino acids)
Source: RefSeq, a predicted model, not a curated record
AUGGUCCAGCUUGAGACGAUAAUGAAUCAUACUCCUAGGUCUCGUAGAGAACUGUUGUACCUCUCCCAAGCUCAAGGUGUGCUCGAUCAUACGAUGGUUUCUCCCACUCUGUCAUGUCCCAGAUCCAAUGUUCCUCUCAUCAUUGCCUACAAAGUCCACGACAAGUUUACCGAAGGCGAUUGUAAGGUUGUCUCCAGCGACAAGAUCGUCUUUUGUGUACAACGAUAUUAUCUCCAAGCUUCCAGCGCCAUCCUCCGCACCGCCCUUGAACUAUCGAGGGAUGACACCGAAGAUAUCGUGUUCGUGAUGGACGAUACCGAAAUCGAAGGAUCAACAAUCAUUGAACGAUAUUUCCAAUCCUUCCUCGGGAUCAGCACCUCAUUCACAUCCAGCGACCAUGAUAAGGUGCAUUCAUGUUUACGGUUCGCUCGCAAGUGGGACUGCGCUCCUUUUUCCUCUCAAAUCUUUAAUUCUUUAAAAUCUUCGAUGGUGGGACCCCGGCCACCUCAUAUCGACCCUCAACAGAUCUUUUUCAUGGGAGCCGAACUCGAUGACGCAGAUUUAUGUGCAGCCGCAAUCAGGUGCCCCUGGCAUCAACCACUCGAGCCCAAUGCACCCGAGUCGGACUGGAAGGCGGAUCACUUUGCACUAUUCUCCACAGGUUGGGAUUACGAUGUCUUCAUGAGGUAUCCUAAAUAUUCUUGGGCGCUUAUGGCUGCUGUUAGGACAUAUCAAAGAAGCAAUUACCUUGAUGAACAUCCAAAAGACAAGGAUUGGCAAAUGAUGGCCCAACAAUUCUUACUUGCUCUGGAAUUCGGUCGGGCAUAUGUGAUACGGGUGGGAUGUACUUGA